GUCCCGUCAUCAAAGAUUGCAUCUCAUCCUACCGCUGUCUCGUCAAACACUUUCGUCGUCCUUUCCAUCUUGCAUUUAGUGCUCGUUUGACCCGGUCGGUUCUUCUGUAAAUUUGCACCUCGUGACCUCUCUCAACAAUGGCCGACAACGUUACCGCUUCCACCUCUUCGACCCUCCCUCCUCCCCCCCAAACCUCUGCUGCUGCUCCCAACCAGCAGUACGAUGCGUCUCAGGGCAAUGGUCAAGCUAAUCCUUCCCACAUGCCGCCGCCUCCCCGCCCGCCUGUGGUGAUUCCUCAGAACACCAACCCCAUCCCGACCGCCAUUACCUCUCCCAUGUCCGGAAACAUGAUGUCCCCGACCAGCGCCGGUGGUUUCGUACGCCGUGCUGCCCCUGAACCAAACAAGAGGGCUUUGUAUGUCGGUGGCCUUGACCCUCGGGUGACCGAGGAUAUUCUGAAGCAGAUCUUUGAGACGACUGGCCAUGUCGUCAGUGUCAAGAUCAUUCCGGAUAAGAACAAGUUCAACAGUAAGGGAUACAACUACGGCUUCGUCGAAUUCGACGACCCGGGCGCCGCGGAGAGGGCCAUGCAGACGCUCAACGGACGUCGCAUCCACCAGUCGGAAAUCCGUGUGAACUGGGCCUACCAGUCUAAUAGCACAAACAAGGAGGAUACCUCCAACCACUUCCACAUUUUCGUCGGAGAUCUGAGCAACGAAGUCAACGAUGAAGUGCUUCUCCAGGCUUUCUCUGCCUUUGGCUCGGUAUCCGAGGCUCGUGUUAUGUGGGAUAUGAAGACUGGCCGGUCCCGUGGCUACGGUUUUGUUGCUUUCCGCGAGCGCUCUGAUGCCGACAAGGCUCUGAGUUCUAUGGAUGGGGAGUGGCUCGGUUCCCGCGCUAUUCGUUGCAACUGGGCCAACCAGAAGGGUCAGCCUUCCAUUUCCCAGCAGCAGGCCAUGGCCGCCAUGGGCAUGACGCCGACCACGGCUUUCGGUCAUCACCAUUUCCCUACCCACGGCAUCCAGAGCUACGACAUGGUCGUUCAGCAAACCCCACAGUGGCAGACCACGUGCUAUGUGGGUAACUUGACCCCUUACACCACGCAGACCGAUCUCGUCCCACUCUUCCAGAACUUCGGCUAUGUGAUUGAGACUCGUCUGCAGGCCGACCGUGGAUUCGCCUUUAUCAAGAUGGACACGCAUGAGAAUGCCGCCAUGGCCAUCUGCCAGUUGAACGGCUACAACGUCAACGGCCGUCCCCUCAAGUGCAGUUGGGGCAAGGACCGUCCUCCCACCGGCCAGUUCGACAACUUCUCUGGUCAGCAAAGCAACUCGGGGUUUAGUUCCACCCCAACCCCGUACUUCCCCCAGUACGGCGGUCCGGGCGCUCCCAUGACCCCUCAAGGCCCUACUCCGACCCAAAGAGGAUGGGACCAGUCCGGAAUGGCAGGCCAAGGUUAUGGCCAGGUCCCUGGUAAUGCUGGCUAUGGCCGUGGUCAAGCCACGCCUACUUCCGGCUGGAACCAGCCCAACAACGCCAACUUUGGAAAUGGUUUCGGCGGCUACCAAGCGUAGCCGUUGAUCUACGAUCCUCGAGACUGCACGCCAGCCAGCACGGACAUUGUGGUAUCGCUGCUGGCAGCCGCAACAGCGACAAGCGGAAGUGUUCUUUUUUCUACCUUCCACCCCUUUUUUAAUCUUCUCACCCGCUGUUCUCUCUUCCUUUCCUUAUUUUCACUUCCUUCUCU
Molecule: messenger RNA, 1747 nt
Organism: Aspergillus costaricaensis CBS 115574
Lineage: Eukaryota; Fungi; Ascomycota; Eurotiomycetes; Eurotiales; Aspergillaceae
Product: nuclear and cytoplasmic polyadenylated RNA-binding protein pub1
Exons: 5
Coding region: 138-1574 (478 amino acids)
Molecular function (GO): RNA binding
Source: RefSeq, a predicted model, not a curated record